Elephantulus edwardii (Cape elephant shrew) is the source of this 993-nucleotide messenger RNA. It is a transcript of the gene RDH13, whose product is annotated as retinol dehydrogenase 13 (all-trans/9-cis). Lineage: Eukaryota; Metazoa; Chordata; Mammalia; Macroscelidea; Macroscelididae. Bases 1 to 993 code for a protein of 330 amino acids. Gene Ontology annotation, molecular function: oxidoreductase activity. The transcript is spliced from 7 exons. The record is from RefSeq and is a predicted model, not a curated record.
AUGAGCCGCUACCUCGUGCCGCUGUCCGUGCUGGGCACGGUGGCGGGAGGCGCUGUGCUGCUCCGGGACUAUGUUGGUGGUGGGGUCUGUCCGAGCAAGGCCACCAUUCCUGGGAAGACUGUCAUUGUGACGGGUGCCAACACCGGUAUCGGGAAGCAAACCGCUUUGGAACUGGCCAGAAGAGGAGGCAACAUCAUUCUGGCCUGUCGUGACAUGGACAAGUGUGAGGCAGCCGCCAAGGAGAUCCGAGGGGAGACCCUUAACCACCGCGUCACCGCCCGGCACCUGGAUUUAUCCUCCCUCAGGUCCAUCCGAGAGUUUGCCAAGAGGAUCAUCGAAGAGGAGGAGCGCGUGGACGUCCUGGUCAACAAUGCGGCCGUGAUGCGGUGUCCCCACUGGACCACGGAGGACAGCUUCGAGAUGCAGUUCGGGGUGAAUCACCUGGGUCACUUCCUUUUGACGAACCUUCUGCUGGAAAAACUGAAGGCCUCAGCCCCUUCUCGGAUCAUCAACCUCUCGUCCUUGGCCCACAUUGCCGGCCACAUAGACUUCGAGGACCUGAACUGGGAGAAGAGGAAGUAUGACACCAAGGCAGCGUACUGCCAGAGCAAGCUGGCCAUUGUCCUUUUUACAAAGGAGCUGAGCCGGCGGCUGCACGGUACCGGUGUGACGGCCAACGCGCUUCACCCUGGCGUGGCCAGGACGCAGCUGGGCAGACACACGGGCAUGCACAACUCCGCCUUCUCCAGCUUCACGCUUGGGCCCAUCUUCUGGCUUCUGGUCAAGACCCCCCAACUGGCCGCCCAGCCCAGCACCUACCUGGCCGUAGCCAAGGAAUUGGAAGGCGUCUCUGGAAAAUACUUCAGCGGACUCAAAGAGAAGGCCCCGGCCCCGGAGGCCGAGGAUGAGGAGGUGGCCCGGAGGCUGUGGGCUGAAAGUGCGCGCCUGGUGGGCCUGGACACAUCCCGGGACGGUCACCCUCUCCCCAAAUAA